This is a messenger RNA of Cygnus atratus (black swan), 2427 nucleotides long. Its product is annotated as cytosolic phospholipase A2 epsilon-like. Lineage: Eukaryota; Metazoa; Chordata; Aves; Anseriformes; Anatidae. Gene Ontology annotation, biological process: glycerophospholipid catabolic process. Gene Ontology annotation, cellular component: cytosol. The transcript has 20 exons. The record is from RefSeq and is a predicted model, not a curated record. Gene Ontology annotation, molecular function: calcium-dependent phospholipid binding; calcium ion binding. Bases 1 to 2427 code for a protein of 808 amino acids.
AUGGGAUCCUACUGGAGUGCUUGUGAGAGUGAAGAAUGUCCGUGCAGCUCCCUCUCUGUAAAAAUCAUAAGGAUGAGAAAUCUGAGAAAGGCAGAUCUCUUUAGUCAAACUGACUGCUAUGUAAGCCUGUCCUUGCCUACUGCUUCCUCUGAGACUGUCCGGACCAAAACCAUCAAGAACUGCAAAGAUCCAAUCUGGAAUGAAACAUUUUGCUUCAGGAUCCAGAGCCAAGUAAAAAAUGUUCUUGAACUGAAAGUCUAUGAUGAAAAUGCAAUCACUAAAGAUGACCUCCUCUUCACUGUCCUCUUUGAUGUUGCUAAAAUACAGCUUGGAGAAACUGUUCGCUUGACAUUUCGAUUAAACCCAGAGACACAAGAGCUGCUGGAGGUUGAAUUUGCAUCAGAGAGCAUUCCGGUUCCUCCUGAAAGUCUUGUCAAUAAUGGUGUAUUAGUGUCUCGUGAAAUUUCCUGCUUGGAAGUUCUGAUAGACAAUAAACAGAUGAAGAAAGAAGCUUCAGAAAAAGACUUCUUGUUUUCAGUGAAGGGCUCAUAUGAAGAGAGCCAGACUCUGUCACUGGGCUCUGCCCAGCAACCCAAAAAGCCCCUCAUCUUCCAUUAUAUCAAGUACAGUCUGCCAGAGCUGCGCAUGGCUCUGGCAGAAAAGAAGCCGCCCUUCUGCUUGGGUACCUCAUGUGAAGAGAAAAGAGAUUGCAGUGCAUCCCUCAGGAUUCCUCUGGAUUCAUUUCCCUUCAAGGAGAAAGUAGCAGUAGCAAAGGAUGAAACAAUCAAUUUACAUGUGAAGUCAACUGACUGGUCAAGAAACUUAGAUGUUCGCCUGGAGUUUGAUCUAUGUAUGGAGGAGAAAAAUUUCCUACAGAAACGGAGGAAAUUGGUGGCUUCUGCUCUGAAAAAAGCACUUCAUUUAGAACGGGACCUACAAGACCAUGAGGUACCAGUUGUAGCAGUCAUGACAACAGGAGGUGGCACCCGGGCACUGACAUCUUUGUUAGGCAACCUGCUGGGUCUUCAGAAGCUGGAUCUCUUAGAUGCUAUUUCAUACAUCACUGGGUCAUCUGGCUCAACAUGGACCUUGUCACAUUUGUAUCAGAACCCUGACUGGUCACACAAGGAUCUCUUGGGACCAAUUGGUGAAGUCCGCAGACAUAUGACCAAAUGCAAGCUGAGCUGCUUUUCCCUGGAGAGCUUGAAGUACUAUGACCGGGAACUAAAUCUGAGGAAGCAAGAAGGAUACCAGAUCUCUAGCAUCGAUUUAUGGGGGCUUCUGCUGGAAAAGGCAUUAAGUGAUGGGAAAAACAACCACAGACUCUCAGAUGAGCGACAGGCAUUGAAUCAGGGUCAGAAUCCCCUACCUAUCUACAUGAUCCUCAACAUCAAAGAUGACUACAGCCUUUCAGAGUUUAAAGAAUGGAUUGAGUUCACACCUUAUGAGGUUGGGUUCUUAAAAUAUGGUGCCUUCAUUCGUGCAGAGGAUUUUGGCAGCAAGUUUUUCAUGGGUCGCUUGAUGAAGAAGCUCCCCGAGUCUCGGAUCUGCUUCAUGAAAGGCCUGUGGAGCAAUGUAUUUUCAUACAACCUCUUGGAUGCCUGGCAUUCAUCGGAUCCUUCAGAAAGGUGCUCACUGAGGUGCACCCAACACAGGGCUGUUGAUGUUGAAAGAGAUGAGCCUUCUCUACCAGCCAGGAACCAUCAGUUGGAAACUUACUUAGUCACCCCUGAAUGUGGCUUCAUGGGCAUUGUUCGGGAGGUCUUGUCUGAGCGAGUGAUGGUUUCAAAGUUCUACAACUUUCUGAAGGGGUUCCAGAUGCACAAUGAAUACCUUCAGAGCAAAAGCUUUCAUAUAUGGAAAGAUACUGUACUAGAGAAUUUUCCCAACCAGCUGACAGAAACAGCAGAGUUCCUGUGCCUUGCCGACACAGCAGGAUACAUUGAUAUCAGCUACCCACCACUCAUGAGACCAGAGAGAAAAGUGGAUGUUGUCUUACACUUAAAUUAUUCUUCUGGAUCACAGACAUCGCCUUUGGAAGAAGCCUCCAAGUACUUCUUAAAACAGGGAAUCCCAUUUCCCAAAAUCCACCUGAGUGAAGAGGAAAAGAAAAAUCUAAAGGAGUGUUACAUCUUUGAAGAUGCAGAGACCCCAGGGGCACCAACAGUGGUGUUUUUCCCACUGGUGAAUGACACGUUCAGAAAAUACAAAGAGCCAGGUGUGGAGCGUAGCCCUGCUGAGAUGGCAGAGGGCAAUGUGGAUGUUUCCAGCCUUUUUUCCCCAUACUGCAUAAACAGCUUUACCUACACAGAGGACCAAUUUGACAAGCUGGUAAAACUGACCAGCUACAACAUUCAGAACAACAAGCAUCUGAUUCUUCAGGCUUUGAGUUCAGCAAUAGAGCAGAAACAGCAACACAAAAAAUGA